AUGAAGAAUCACAACGAAAUGAUUAAUAACAGUAACAACAUCUCCGACAACAUAAAACUUGAAACAUUAAACAUAUUCCUCAUCAAACCUUUCAAACCCAAACCACCAAACCUUAAAAUAUUCAAACUCUCUUUACUCGACCAAAUUUCACCCAAUAUUCAUGGCAACUCCACCUUUUUCUUCCCCAACAACUCUUCUCCUUCUAACUCCUUCUCUCAUAACUCCAAACUUCUCCAAACCUCACUCUCCCAAACAUUAUCCCUAUUUUACCCUUUCGUCGGUCGUCUCCAAGACCCCACCGGCACCACCAUUCACUGCAACAACGACGAUGUUUUAUUCAUCGAAUCUCAAACCACCACCACUCUAUCAGAACUCCUAACCAACCCUAAUUUCAACACCCUCAAAUGCUUCCUCUCAGUCCCAACCACCAAAAAUAAAAACAUGUUAUUACUCCGUUUCACUUUAUUCAGUUGCGGUUCCAGCGCACUUACCAUAUCCAUCACACACAAGAUCACUGACUUUAACACCCUUAUGACGUUUCUCGGCACUUGGACCACCGUAUGCACCACCACGAAAUCGGUUUCACCCCCUGACUUAACCACCACCUCCACUAUCUUUCCUCUGAGAGAAAUCCCCGAGAUGCCCGCUUCAUAUAAACCUUCAUCCAAAAAAUUCCCUACUAGAAGAUUUAUUUUUGAUACAUACAAAAUAGAAGAACUCAAGAGAAAAAUCAGAAGUGAAAUCGAGUUUCACCUUUCAAGGGUAGAGAUUGUUCUAACUCUCAUUUGGAAGUGUGUUAUUUCAGCUUCUCGUUUAAAAAUACAGUCGUUUAACCUUUUGAUUUUGUAUCAAGUUGUAAACCUCCAUCCACAUAUGGACCCUGUCGUACCAGAAACAAUAGUUGGAAACAUUGUGUGGUCGUUUGCGGUGACAGUUGAAGAAGAGUGCCACAUGGCAUUACACGAGAUGGUGAAGAGAAUGAGUAAUGGUAUGAAAGAGUUUAUAGAGAAGGAAGCAAGGACGUUUAAGGAGGAAUGUGGGUUUAAAGUCGUGAUGGAGAGUUUCAAAGAUAGGGUUGAGAGUUUGACUGGGAAUGAGAAAGAGGGUAGUAUGGUAAUUUAUAAAUGUUCGAGUUGGUGUAAAUUUCCAGUGCUUCAAUUUGAUUUUGGAUGUGGGAAACCAGCGUGGAGUUGUUGUGUGAAUGAUUUGGUGAGUAAUGUUAUUGCUUUGAUGGAUACAAAAGAUGGUGAUGGAGUAGAAGCUUUUGUUACUCUUGAUGAGGAUGAUAUGGAGUUAUUUGAACAAGAUGAAAAGUUUCUACACUAUGAUAUGCUUAAUCCUAGAAUUAUCAUAUGA
This is a messenger RNA of Lathyrus oleraceus (garden pea), 1356 nucleotides long. Its product is annotated as BAHD acyltransferase BIA1-like. The record is from RefSeq and is a predicted model, not a curated record. Bases 1 to 1356 code for a protein of 451 amino acids. Lineage: Eukaryota; Viridiplantae; Streptophyta; Magnoliopsida; Fabales; Fabaceae. The transcript has a single exon.